Colletotrichum destructivum is the source of this 981-nucleotide messenger RNA. RefSeq names its product Putative alpha/beta hydrolase-1. The record is from RefSeq and is a predicted model, not a curated record. Bases 1 to 981 code for a protein of 326 amino acids. Lineage: Eukaryota; Fungi; Ascomycota; Sordariomycetes; Glomerellales; Glomerellaceae. The transcript is spliced from 2 exons.
AUGAAGCUCGUCUCGACAUUCCUGCUUGCAGCGGCAGUAACAGCCUUGGCCACUCCUGGCAAGCUUCUCGGGACUUCCGAUGUCCAGCGGAACGCAUCGGGCCCCGGGUGCGGCCAGAACGCAGGCCAGCUGCUCCAAACAGCGCCGACCAGAUACGUCUCGGUCAACGGCACCAAGCUGGCCUACCGCCGCCUCGGGAAACACGCCUCCGGACCGCCACUCCUCUUCCUCACCCACUUCCGCGGGAGCAUGGACGUGCUCGAUCCGGAACUCGUCAACGCCAUCGCCGAGAACCGCGAGGUGAUUCUGUUCGACAACGCCGGCGUCGGCCACAGCGACGGCGUCGUGCCGGACUCGAUCAGCGCCAUGGCGGCCACGACCCUGGGCUUCCUCGCCGAGAUUGACGUCCCCAGGGCUGACAUCGUGGGUUUCUCGAUGGGCGGCAUGGUCGCGCAGUACAUCGGCAUGGAACACUCCGAAGUGGCGAACAAGCUGGUGCUCGCUGGCAUCCGUCCGGGAUACGGCCCCGACGUGGUCUCGACGCCGCCGGACGCCGCAUCCGGACCUGGAGGCGAGCCCGACAGACAGCCGACGGAGGAGUACAACCUCGGCAUCUUCUUCUACCCGUCCGAGACCAGCAGGGCCGCCGGUCACUCGUGGUGGAACAGAAUCUACGAGCGCCGCGUCCCGGGCGAAGAGAGGAAAGACUUCCUCGUCGGCGAUGGUGUCGCCGCGCAGCUGGCCGCCAUCACGGCCUUCGCCUCCGAUCCCGAGAUGUACGCCCGGCUCGCCAACAUCACCGCCCCGGUGCUGGUGACCAGCGGGCACGACGAUCUUUUGAUGGGGACGGCCAACAGUUUCGUCUUGCAGCAGCACUUGCCUGACGCGCGGCUGCACGUGUAUCCCGACUCGGCCCACGCUCAUCUGUUCCAGUUCCCGCUGGACUAUGCCGCGCAGCUGGAGCUUUUCCUGCGAGGUUGA